Molecule: messenger RNA, 5604 nt
Organism: Nerophis ophidion (straightnose pipefish)
Lineage: Eukaryota; Metazoa; Chordata; Actinopteri; Syngnathiformes; Syngnathidae
Gene: c5
Product: complement component 5
Exons: 41
Coding region: 113-5245 (1710 amino acids)
Cellular component (GO): extracellular region
Molecular function (GO): protein binding; endopeptidase inhibitor activity
Source: RefSeq, a predicted model, not a curated record
GUCCAAAGCGUCAAUCAAACGAGUCACUUUGUCGUCUGAUGCGACGGCAACUGGACAACACCCGGACCUGAGCGUGUGUGUACAAGUGUGUGUGUGUGUGUGUGUGUCCAGGAUGAGGGUGUGUGUGCUACUGUUGUGUGUGUGUUGUGUGUGUUGGAGGAGCGGCGCCCAGGACACAACGUACCUGAUAAGCGCCCCCUUGUGGUUGCGCGUGGACGCCUUGGAGACGGUGUUGCUGCAGUUGUUUGGUUUUUCCGAGGAAGUGAGGGUCUACGUGUUCUUGAAGACCUCCAUGGCUCCGGACCAUUUGGUUCUGGCCCACGAUGUGGUCACCCUUAACGCUCAGAACCACUACCAGACAACCGCCACGCUCCGGAUCUUUCCGAGUCAGCUGGACAAGACUGUGGAUCACGUGAUCCUCCACGUCCAAUCAGCACAGAUCAACAAGCACCUUUCGCUUCCUGUCAGCCGUUCCAACGGGUUCCUGUGGGUCCAGACGGACAAACCUCUGUACACGCCCCAGCAGAGUGUGAAGGUUCGAGCCUUCUCUCUCAACCAGGAGCUGCAUCCGGCCAAUCGAAGUGUCUUCCUCACCUUCAAGGAUCCAGAUCAUCAGACGGUGGAUGUGGUGGAGAUGCUGGACCUCAACAAUGGAAUACCUUCCAUGCAGAACCCCUUCAAGAUCCCCAUCAGACCAAAGUUGGGACUUUGGUCCAUUGAAGCCUCAUAUUCUGAUGACUUCACAACCAGAGCCAGCGCAGAUUUUGAGAUCCGAGAAUAUGUUCUUCCCAGUUUCUCCAUUGUGGUCCAGCCAGAGGCCAACUACAUCAGCUUUGGGAACUUCCAGAACUUCUGCUUCAGGGUGUCAGCCAGAUACAUUCACGGCGCUCCUGUUGCUCAGGCAGAGGUGUUUCUGCGCUUUGGCUUCAUUAGCAAGAAAGAACUUCCGGUCAUCGUCCCCAACUCAGUGACCCGAGAAACUUUGUCGUCCUCAGGCCACCUGGACAUGUGUGUCAACAUGGAGAAAGUUCUGUCCAAACACGAUGGACCCAAAGACCUGCACAGUCUUUUUGGGAAGUUCUUGUAUAUUGCUGUCCUGCUGCAGGAGCACUCGGGUGGCAUCAGCCAGGAGGAGGAGUUUUCCGCAGUGAAGUUCAUCAAAUCACCUUACAGUCUGAGUCUGGUGUCCACUCCGCUUUUCAUCAAACCCGGACUUCCUUACAACAUCCAGGUGCUCGUGAAAGACCACCUGGACAAGCCGGUGAACCGUGUACCCGUUCGUUUGGCGGAGCAACGAGUGUUCAGUCGAGAGCAAGACCUCAACAUCAGAAUCUGUUCCGACCCCACCCAGAGUGGAUCGGAUGGCCUCGCCAUCUUUGUCUGCAACACGCCCAAAGAGGGCAUCAAAGUCUCCUUGAGGUUUGAGACCGAAGACUCUGGUCUCCCGGCCACCAGUCAGGCAAGUCUGAGUCUGGAGGCCAAGGCAUACAACUCACCAAACCGCCGCUACCUGUACAUUGACACCUCGCUGUCAGGGCAAAGCCUGCAGGUGGGACAUUACGCCAACAUCAAGGUGUACUCAUCCACGCCAUCCUACGUUCCGGUCAAAGCGCUCAGCUUCCUGGUGCUAUCCAAAGGUAAGGUGGUGCAUUUCAGUAGCCAGGAGUUUGUUGCUAGUCGCGACCACAGACAAACUCUGAGCUUCGCGGUGACGAGCGCCAUGGUCCCGUCAAUCCGCCUGCUGGUCUACUACAUCCUGUACGGCGAGGGCACAUCUGAGUUGGUGGCCGACUCCGUGUGGCUGGAAGUCCGAGACACGUGUGUCGGUGGACUUAUGACGGAGUUGUCAUAUGGAGGGCGGGACCACAGGCCGAAGGACGACCUUCAGCUCGAUAUCAGGGCAAAUCAGCAGGGACUGGUGGCGCUUUCUGCUGUAGACUCCGCCCUCUUCAACCUGUACCCGAACUACAAAGACCCCGUAACCAUGGCACUGCGUCACAUCGAGCAAAGUGACCUGGGCUGCGGGGGAGGCGGCGGGAAGGACGCGGCGGACGUCUUCCGAAUGGCCGGCCUCACCUUCAUGACCAACGCCAACGCUCAGCCGCCAACCGACGGUGGGAAGUGCACGGCGGCUGUGCGAGCCACACGAGCGCUGACGGAAGAGAUGAAGCGCCAGAAAGCCAAAUCCUUUGGACCUCUGAAGGUGUGCUGCGAGGAGGGCAUGCAGUACUUCCCCAAGGGCGUCACUUGCCGCCGUUAUGCUCAGGCGAGGUUCAGACGCGUAGUCGGUCUUCUGCCUUGUCUGCAGAUAUUCACACAAUGCUGUGAAUACAACCAGAAGCACCUGGAUCUGGACCAGAAGCUCAUCCUGGGCCGACACGACAUGGGGGCUGACUUAGAUGCAGCGCCCUAUCUGGUCAGGAGUUUCUUUCCUGAGAGCUGGCUGUGGGAGGUUCAUCCCACCAGAGGACGUCCGCAGUCUCUGAUCAAGACACUUCCCGACUCGCUGACCACAUGGGAGCUCAAAGCCGUGGGAAUGUUCAAGAACGGUGAGACUCCGAGUGUCCUUGUUCCUUCUCCCUCCUUCAAAGCCAACUUGGAUCACUUUGCAGGCAUUUGCGUGUCCAAACCGGUCCAGGUGUCGGUCCAACUGCCAGUCAGCGUGGACGUGCCGCUGCCUUACCAGGUGGUACGAGGCGAGCAGCUGGAGCUGAGUGGUUCUGUUUACAACCAGAAGAAGGACGACAUCACGUACUGUGUCACCCUGAUGGUGGGACCGGACCUCUGUCUUCUCCAAUCCCAGCCGGACGUCUCAGGAGCGGGCUUUCAUUCCACCGCCUGCACCUGGCAGGAACUGCCAGCAGGAGGCGUGGGCAAGGUGGUCUUCACACUUCUGGGUCUGAAGGCAGGAGAACACAAGCUGACCUUUACCUUAAAGACCCGCCAGGGAGAAAGCGACAUCGUGGAGAAGACGCUCAGAGUAGUGCCUGAAGGUGUGAAGAUGGAGUCUUAUUCCGGGGGGAUAUUGGACCCGCAGGGAAUUUACGGCUCUGAGAAAACAACAGUAGUGCUGAAGAACCAGCCCCCAGCUAACAUGGUUCCCAACACAGCGGCGGAGAGAAUGGUGACCAUCAACGGGGAGAUUUUGGGAGAUGUCCUCUCCGUGGUCCUUAAACCCGACGGCCUACAAGAUCUCUUCAGCCUGCCUGGCGGAUCAUUGGAGGCGGAGCUCGGCAGACUCCUCCCACUGGCGCACGUGUACCAGUAUCUGGAGACUACCAGCAAGUGGGAUGUCAUGGGUGGAAACAUCCAAAAGAACUCAGACCACCUCAAACAGAAGAUGAAAGAAGGUCUGAUCAGCAUCAGUUCUUUCAGACGUGGAGACUCCAGUUACAGCAUGUGGACAAAGAGAGACGCUAGCACCUGGUUGACGGCAGCGGUGGUUGACACUCUGGCCACCGUAGAUCCCGUCAUCACCGUAGACCGCCAGGCUCUGUCAGAGUCUCUCUCCUGGCUAAUCCGCAACACUCAGAACCAGGACGGAUCUUUCUCUGACAAGUCGUCCUUCAGACCCAACAGCGUCAUGGCUGAGGGGGCGGAGCCUGGUGAGCGCUCGGUCUACCUCACGUCCUUCGUCCUCAUUGCGUUACAUCGAGCCACCAGAAUCCGUGAACGCGUCCUGCAGCUCAGAUUCCACGACGACAGCAUGAGGUCGGCCGCCGACUACAUUUCCCAGCAUGCCCUCAACCUCAAGAGUGUGUACGUGCGGGCCAUAGCCACCUAUGCCCUCACCCUGCAUGACCCCAACGCAGCGAUGAGCCUCACCCUAAUCGACAGCCUGGAGAACCUCGCUCAACAGAAAGGACACCCUGCCGUGCUCAGGUACUGGCAGGAGCAAAACGUGGCGUCUGAUUGGCUCAGGCCUGACCAAUCGAGCGGCCUCACGGUGGAGACGACAGCCUACGUCCUGCUGACUGUGCUGCUGAAGGGGAGGAUUCCAUACGCCAAUCCAAUCGUGUCCUGGCUGACUCAGGAUCAGCACUAUGGACAAGGCUUCUACUCCGUACAGGACACCGCCCUGACUUUGGAAGCGUUGACAAAGUACAGUAAGGUCAUCCCUCUAGCCGUCCUCAAUCUGGACAUCAACGUCCGCUACCGACACAAAGGAGCGCUCACUCGCGUUCAGCUCAGCCCGAGCCGACCUGUGGCCACACCCAUACAGGUGUUGAAGGACGAUGACAUCACCGUGUCUACGGGAUACGGGAGGGGUGUGUCACACGUCAAGAUGAAGACGGUCUACUACCAGACCACUCCCCCCUCCAGUAACUGUAACUUCGACAUAAGCAUAGAGAUGCUUGGCGCCGACGUCUCCGACAGUCCCAGCAUGCGUGCUCCACACCUGUCUGCCUGUGCCAGGUACAAGCCUCGUCCUAACGAGCUGGUAACAGAGUCCACCAUGACUGUGAUGAAGAUCCAGCUGCCGACAGGUGUGGAGGCGCACCUGGAGGACCUGCGACAGUUCAGAGACACCGUGGCGCCGAUCAUCUCGCACUACGAGCUUCAGGGAAACACUGUCAUCAUUCAGAUGGACUCUGUUCCGUCUGACAUCUUCUUGUGUGUUGGCUUUCGGAUCCGGACCAGGUUUAAGGUGGACGGAGCCAGCAAAUCCCUGCUGAGUGUGUUUGAGCCUCAGGACAAGGGAAGUUUGUGCAGCAAACACUUUUCCUACCAAGAGCAGAAGCUGCAGCGCCUCUGUGUGGCCGAUCAGUGCCAGUGCAUGACAGCCACCUGUGCCGCCUUCAGAGGAACUUCGGACCUGAGCUUGACGGCCGCCAGACGACAAGAGGAAACGUGCCGGCGUCACAUCAAAUACGCUUACAAGGUGGCCGUCACCUCUCUGGACGCGGAAGGAGACUUUGUGGCCUUCAACGCCACGGUGGUGGAAGUCCUGAAGAACACGGACGCAGACUUUGAGGCGGUGGGCGUGGGCACGGAGGUGGAGCUGAUCAAGAAGGUCACCUGCGGCUCAGUGGAUGUCCAGAACCACCAGAGGUACCUGGUGAUGGGAUCCAGCGGGUCUCGGGUCAAGCUGGGCCACGCCGCCAAGUACCGCCUGCCCCUGGACUCGGACGCCACGGUGGAACCCUGGCCCGGCGACUGCACCACACCUGCCUGCGUGGAACACCUGAGCCACCUGGACGCCUUCGCCCUGGACCUGCAGUUGUUCAGCUGUCCUUCUCAGUAGCAACAGCAGCCAUCACACAGAUAUUGGGUGUCACCAUGUAAAGCGCUUUGAGGCACUAGAGAAAAGUGCUAUAUAAAUAUAAUUCAUGCCCACCUCACAAAAACAUGAUGCCCGCUUGAGCUAAUGAUCGUCCGUCACCAAUAUUAUUAUCACCGUGAAUAGUUGCUACACGUCCUAAGAAAGCCCCUGCCACUGUCGCCACGGUAACACGCACCUCGCCGCCAUCGUGCGACGACGUGGACGUCAUCCCUCAAGAGUGGCGGCCGAAUGCUGUUGAAAGAAAAGACAUUUUAGCGUUUGGCUUUGAAUCCGCUGAGGGGAAAGAAGAAGAGAAAAACAAAUGUCACAUUUUGGACCAA